AUGGCUCAAGCCAAACCGGAUCGUUUCCCAUUUGAGAGUGAUUUUGGCAGUAUUCCGAGUAAGUUUUUUUUUUGGUUUUUGAUUCAUUUAGAUAUCAAAGUUUUUAUGUAGCCCGGAUGUUUUACAGAUAAAGUAGCACCAUGCGACGUUGGCAUGCAAACCUUUCCGAUUCGAACAAACACAAUUCGAUUCAGUUUCAUCGACAAACCCGAGUUCCCAAGGAAGGUGAUCAAGUAUCACAUCGAACUGAACGCCAUCAAGCUCAUACGACGUCGAGAUGAAAAUCAACAACUCCAAGAAGAUCAAGUGGAAAAAACGAUCUCCAUGCACAGAGGAAUGAAGGGAGAGUAAGGAGUUUGAAGAUUAUUGUUUUUGAAAUGAUGUCCAAUAAGUUCGGCUUGCGAUUUGACGAAAGUUAUAAGGUUUUUGGGGAACUUGGACGAUUAGGGAAACCAAAAAGUGUUAUUUUUCUUCGAUGCAAAUGUCGAAAUUAUGAUAAUCGAUGGGGCUGAUUUCGAAAAUCAUGUUAACUUUUCUCUCUAGUACUAUAUAGUACUAUCUGAUACUAUGUAGUACGAAGUGAAAAUAUGGCUUGUGACGUUAAUGGUGUUGUUUUGACGCUUAGUACUCUGCAAAAACACGUUUUAAAGGCUUGGUGCUAUUUAGUACUACCUGAUACUAUGUAGUACGAGGUGAAAAUUUGGCCUUUAUGCGUUAGUGGUGUUGUUCUGGUGCCUAAUACUGCUAUUUUCACCUCGUACUAUAUAGUAUCAGGUAGUACUAAAUAGCACCAAGUCUUGAAAACAUGUUUUUGAAAGUACUAAGCAUCAAAACAACACCAUUAACGUCAAAAGCCAUAUUUUCACCUCGUUCUACAUGGUAUCAGAUAGUACUAUAUAGUACUAGAGAAAAAGUCAACAUGAUUUUCGAGCUCAGAACCAUCGAUUAACCUAAUUUCGACAAUUGCAUCGAAGAAAAAUAGCUCUUUUCGGUUUUCCCAAUCGUUUUUUCCCCAAUCGUCCAACUCCGGUUUUUUUUUGGUCGGAAGUUUGCUAAAUUUUAAUUUUCUUUAGAUUUAAUCAUAGUUUAAAAAAAGUUCCAUAUUUGUUCAGAUACCCAUAAAUUUGUAUAAGUCGAUUUUUUUCCAGAAUUCCGGCCCAACAACGAAAGUUUAUCUCAUACGCGGUGAUUGAUCGAAUGAUUGCCGACAACAAGAUGGCUCCAGUCACACAGAAGGAUAUCUGUUACGAUUCGGGUCACAUCUUGUAUAGUCCAGUUGAGUUUGUUCCCAGAGGGCAGAAGAAAACGUUCCGAAUCGAAGUCGCCGAUUCACAGGAGCUUCAGAGGCUGGACACGAGUUUCAUGGCCACGCCGAGCGCUUACGAAGUGAGUUGGAGAAGUUUUUGGAGGUGGGAGAUUGUGUGUAAGAAUCCGGAGACAAUUUCGGAAAUUUUUUCCCAUUUUCGAUCGGUUUUUUAUAAAUUUUUAGAGGUACCCUAAAUUUGAGCCUUUGUUUUUUGCCAAGUAUUUUCAGAAAUUUAGAUCUUGGAUUUUUGAGGGCAAUGAAGUAAAAUUUUUUGCUUGGAGUGAGGACGUGAUCCAGUGGCAAAACAUGUACCAUUUUGCAUCCAGGAAGCAUCAAAAAAUGUGGCAAAAUACCUCCCUUUCCAUAAAGUAUAAUAAAAAAGUCGGAUUUCCCCGCUCUUUUGUGAGGAAAAAGGGCGCGCCCUUCAAAACCAAGUUUUUUCACUUGGAGGGGGAAGCAUUUUGCCACAUUUUUGAUACUUCCCGGAUGCAAAAUGGUACGUUUUUUGCCACUGGAUCAGGUCUCCCACUGUAGAGCGUGGAUUUUUGAGGGCACUGAAACAAAUUUUUUUGCUUAUUUAGCGGAAGAAAGUGCCCAGAUUUUUAGGUCAAAAGCUGAAAGUUAUGGAAAUUUUAAAUUUUUUUUCGAAUUACGAUCGGAAAUUGAUAGAAAAUGUCUUCCAGGCCGAAGUGGAAUAUGUGGAGGAAGUGAUAAUCUCCAAGACGAUCAACCCCCAAGCCACCCUCCAAUUCCUCGAUGUGCUGACGUCAAUGUUUAUUUGCCGAAAAAUGCUGAAACAGCAGAACAUAAAAAAUCUGGAGAACACGUUCUAUUUCAUGGAUAAAGCGACCCCAUUCUCACAAGAUCCUCGAAUCCUGGUGCGCGGCAUCAGCAAAGCCGUGAAAUUGGUGAACAGCGAGAAGGAAAAGGACAGAAUUGGAUUUGCCAUACAGCUUCAAGGUGAGCUUGAAUGAAUGGAGGGGAGACGCUCAGAUUUUCUUCAAAUUUUGCACACAUGUCGGUCAUGAAAUAUCUAUCGAUUUCUGAAAGUUUUAGCUCGCGCUUUGCAAGCGCCGCUGAGAUAUUGAACGAUCUUUGCCGCCGAGAGAGUACGCUAAACGCGGAGAGCGGUCAGAGAGAAAAAACACUUUUUGGCCGUAACUUUGCUAGUUUCGUGCGGAACAGACAUGGCAGGGGGGCCGGGCCGGGCUUUGGAAAUUUUGAAAAGGGCCGGGCCGGGCCCAACGUUUCGGGGGCCGGGCCGUGGGGCCUGGGGUUGGUUUUUCGGGCCGGGCCGUGGGGCCUGAAAAAAUUUGGGCCCGGCCCCUUCAAAAAAAAUUUUUUUAAUUUUUUGUCUUGAAACGAAAAAUUGGGGUGCCAAUUUUUUUGGCAUUCUGUUUUGAGCAAAAAAUUUUUUAUUUUUGGCAGUAAAAGCGGUUUGUAAGACAGGAAAACCUCAUUUACUAUUUAGAACCUUACUGGCAAUGACAAAAUACAUCGAAAAAGUUUUUAAAAGUUAACUUUUAGUCAAGUUUGAAUAGUGUUUCACUAUUUUUCGACUAAUUUUGCCUAAAAUAUUUUUUUCAUUACAAAUCCCCGACCUUCCAUUAUCUUAAACCUGUAUGUUCAUAAGGAUAUUGGUAUGUUCUUUGUUAUAAAUGGGCAACCGGCUCAAUUUAUGACCAAUAAUGAUGAAUAAUUCGAGAAUUUUUAUCCAGAUGCCAUGAAUAAUAUAAUUUACCUUCUCAAAUGCUAUACAUUGGUUUUUCCUGGAGUCUGGCGAUGGAUUUGACAAUCAAAUGGCCUGUCUGAUGUUUUCAAUUUACUUUCACGACCUUCUUACCUGUGAUUCAAUUUUCCAUCUUCCAAAAAAUCAUCAAAAAUCUCAAAAACGUGUAAAAAACAUGAAUAUUAUUCUUAAAUCGUCAAUCUUCUUGUGUUUCUCAAAUUCUUAUUACAUUUCCAACAUGUCAACACUUUUUACGCCGCUCAAUUCGUCCUAGCUCGGACGAAAUCAUCAUGGAUAAUAUCGGGGAAAACUCAGAAAAUCGUCAAAAAAUCAAUAUCAAGCUUCAGAAAUAGUUCUAAGUCGCACAUAUUCUCAUUCCCCAAGGACUGCUGGACAUUUCCCACUAAAAAUUAAAAUUUUGAUUUUUCUACAGUAAUCCAUCUACUACGGUAACUCAUGGUAUGAUGGACGGAAAUUUUUAAAAAUUUGCACAGAGAAUUUCCAUGCCGUGAAUUAUAAUUUCGCCAAGUUUCAUCCAAAUCCAUCGACCGCUACCAGAGUUACUGAAGAUUAUAUUUUCCAAAACCUCCUUUUUUGAACCUUCAAAAUCGGGUUUUUAACCCUAUAGUAACUACUGGGCACAUUUUGGAAACCAUAUCUCAGGCAUAAGAUGACCGAUUUUUGAUUUUUAAAAAGUAUUUGGACUAAUUCGAGUACUGCGAGCCAAGAUAUGACGUUAGUUUUUUCCCUAAGGGGUCAAAUAUGGCCGAAAACACUAUGCCAAAAUAUUGCCAAAAUGGCGGGAAAGUUUUUCUUUGAACGGAUCUUGGCGGUUCCAUGAUUAGAAUAGUUGAAGAAGUGUCUGAGCAGCACAUUCGCGUUAUUUUUUUAUUUUUCACGUUCCAACGUGGUGAGAUAUUCCACUUUCUGCUUAAAAAUCUGAGAUUAGAACUUUCAGGAUGAAACACCCUCAACCUGCCGUGAAAAAUACACCAUUUAAAGCAUAACAUCUUGAGUAUAUACAAAAGCCAUAACACACAAAAAUCCGCUCAAAUUCGAUCAAAACCACCGUUUCCCGCCAUUUUGGCAAUAUUUUGGCAUUGUGUUUUCGGCCAUAUUUGACCCCUUAGGGCAAAAACUAACGUCAUAACUUGGCUCGCAGUACUCGAAUUAGUCCAAAUACUUUUUAAAAAUCAAAAAUCGGGUAACUUAUGCCUGAGAUAUGGUUUCCAAAAUGUGCCCAGUAGUUACUAUAGGGUUAAAAACCCGAUUUUGAAGGUUCAAAAAAGGAGGUUUUGGAAAAUAUAAUCUUCAGUAACUCUGGUAGCGGCCGAUGGAUUUGGAUGAAACUUGGCGAAAUUAUAAUUCACGGCAUGGAAAUUCUCUGUGCAAAUUUUUAAAAAUUUCCGUCCAUCAUACCAUGAGUUACCGUAGUAGAUGGAUUACUGUAGAAAAAUCAAAAUUUUAAUUUUUAGUGGGAAAUGUCCAGCAGUCCUUGGGGAAUGAGAAUAUGUGCGACUUAGAACUAUUUCUGAAGCUUGAUAUUGAUUUUUUGACGAUUUUCUGAGUUUUCCCCGAUAUUAUCCAUGAUGAUUUCGUCCGAGCUAGGACGAAUUGAGCGGCGUAAAAAGUGUUGACAUGUUGGAAAAGUAAUAAGAAUUUGAGAAACACAAGAAGAUUGACGAUUUAAGAAUAAUAUUCAUGUUUUUUACACGUUUUUGAGAUUUUUGAUGAUUUUUUGAUUUUUUGGAAGAUGGAAAAUUGAAUCACAGGUAAGAAGGUCGUGAAAGUAAAUUGAAAACAUCAGACAGGCCAUUUGAUUGUCAAAUCCAUCGCCAGACUCCAGGAAAAACCAAUGUAUAGCAUUUGAGAAGGUAAAUUAUAUUAUUCAUGGCAUCUGGAUAAAAAUUCUCGAAUUAUUCAUCAUUAUUGGUCCUAUAUCGAAACCGCUGGCCGUUUGUAUCAAGUAAGACACCGAAAACUUCGUGGUAACAUCUUAAAACAAAAAAAUAGCAAUUAAAAUGCAAAAUUUAGAGUAAUGAAAAAAGGGCCGGGCCGGGCUUUAGGACCUUUCAGGGCCGGGCCGGGCCGUAAGACCCCUCAGGGCCGGGCCGGGCCGAAGGUGCCCCGGGGCCGGGCCGGGCCGGGCUUUGAAAAUUUUGAAAAGGGACGGGCCGGGCCCCCCGGGCCCCAGGCCCGGCCCCUUUUGCCAUGUCUGGUGCGGAAAAAAUUGAUUUUUUGUGGAAACAUUAUCCUCUAUGAUAGAAAUAGGCAUGAAACUUUUCGUGCCGAAAUUCGGAAAAAAGUGUCAAAUUUGCGCCAAAUUUCGAUUUUGAAAUCUCGGUUGUUUCUGCAACGCGCGAGCUAGGAUUCUCGCAUAUAUCUUAGAAAAAAUUAUUCGAAAUUUGUGCCAAGUUUCAUCAAAAUCUGAGCGUCGCACUUGGGGUACUUCCCCUGUGAGUUGAAAUCUGAAAUAUUUUGAAUUUUUUUUGUAUUUGAUGGUCCAGUUGCAAUUUUUUCAGUCCGGACCUCACCUUUCCUCCCAAAGACUUCCGUGGUUGAAUUCCUCGCGAAACUUUUGGAACGAGCGGCCGGCGGAGGCCGCGGAUUCAACGGCGGCGGCGGCCGUUACAACGACAACCGAGGAGGCCGAGACGGCGGAAGGAAUGGCGGCUACGACAGAAACAGAGGAAGAGAUGGUGGAUACGACCGAAACAGAGGAAGGGAUGGUGGAUACGAUCGAGGAAGAAACGACAGGUACGGAGAUCAGAGGAACGACAGAGACCGAUCGGAAACGAGGGCUUCGAACUCCGGUGGAAAUGAGUUCUCUCGAAAACUGGCCGAUUUGAUCCGUGGAAAAGUGGAUUUGGCCAAGAAACACAUGAAAAGUGGGUUGUUUUUUUGCGCGACAAUUUUUGUUCAUCAUUGCAGAUGUGGUUGUUCGAACCACCCAUCAAAACAAGAACCGUUUCUUCCCCAUCCACACGCUCACCGAUCGGCCCUUCGGAGAGCUGAGCUUCGAGAAGAACGGCCAAAAAGUCCGAUGUUUCGACCACUUCCAAAGCCAGAGGUACGCUGUAACCGUUAAUCCCGACUUGCCAUGUGCCGUUCAACUUGAUUCAAGGAACAAAAGAGAGAUUUAUUAUCCGUUGGAGGUGCUGGAAAUUGUGGAAGGCCAGAAAGUCAGCAUUCAAAAGACCCAGGAGGAACCAAAUUUGGUGGGUUUUUAGAGUCUACGAGAUUUUUUUGAGAAGUAUUAUAAAAAAUUUUCAAUUUUUGGGACGGGUUAAAAAAUUUUUUUUAGUUGGUCAAGUACAAUAUAAUUUUUUCAUUCAAUUUCAGACUGAAAUGAUGACUCGCGAGUGCCAGCUUCCCCCCUCGUCGUUUGUCGACAUGAUAACCACGAUUAGCAAGGAAACCUUUGUCCUGAGAAACAUGAAUAUCUACACGAAACUCUAUGGAGUAAGUGAAAAAUUUUUAAAAUUUUUUAUUUCGAAUUUUAGAUUGACUUCGAAACGGAUCUCUCCACCACCCAAGCCUUCCAAUUGAGACCGCCCGAGAUUGUGUACAGCAAUUCGACGGCCCAAGUGGACAUGAACAACUUGAACUGGCGAUUGGAAAGAAUGACGUUUGCCGAAACUCCGAAGGGAAAAAUGCGAUGGGGAAUUGUUGCCGUAAAUGGAGCGGCGCAUGAAAGUGAAAUGCAGUCAGUUUACUUUGAAAUUUAUAUUGAAAUUGUAAAAUUUUUAUUAUAAGUUUUAUUUAUUAAAUUUUUUCAGAGAUUUUGCCCGUGACUAUCUGCAACGAGGCGGCGAUCUCUCCCUCCGUCUCGAUCCCCAGCCCGUCUGCCUUCAGUUCCGUGGCCGACAAGGGAUCGCGGACGCAUUUGUGGAGCUGAGGAAUAGAGAUUGCGGCUUUGCAAUCUUCGUUUCCCAAAAUAAAACCGACGAAGUCCACACUCAAAUCAAGGUCCAUGAAAUCCAAAGCGGAGUCAUCAGUCAGCAUGUGGUCAAAAGAACGAUCAGUCCCAUGAAAGCAGAUACUUUUAAGAAUUUUAUAAUGAAAAGUAAUCUCAAGCUGGGCGGCUUGAACCAUUACCCAAGACUGGAUCAACAGACUGCAAGAACUGUGGAGUAAGUGGCGUUAAUGGACAAAUUGAUUUUUUUUGCACUUCUAUAAUUUCUUCAAUUUUUUCAACAAAUUGAUUUUGAAAUAAGUCUUGAACGAAAAAAAUUUGUUCGGCCAAAAAAUUGCUUUGCGGAUCUACAGUGGACCUGAUCUAGUGGCAAAAAACGUACCAUUUUUACUAUUUUGCGUCCAGGAAGCAUCAAAAAUGAGGCAAAAUACUUCCCUCUCUAAGUGAAAAAACUUCGUUUUGAAGGGUCCGCACAAAAGCAGCGGGCGCGCUUUUGAAAUCCGAGUUUUUUUUUUGACGUGGAGAGGGAAGCGUUUUGCCACAUUUUUGAUGCUUCCCGGAUGCAAAAUGGUACGUUUUUUGCCACUGGAUCAGAUCCCCCACUGUAAGCAAUUUUCAGCAUGCGUUUUGCAGAAUGAACCGAGAUUUUUAUACCCCAAGUUGAUUUUUUUUUUUUUGAUUUUUGCUUUAAUUUUUUCAAUUUUUUCAACGAAUCAAUUUUGAAAAAUGCAAAAAGUUUUUAGCCAAAAAAUUUUUUCGGCAAAAAAAUUUUUUUUGUAGAUCCCAAUUCGUUGUUUCAGAAGGUACCUCCCACUCAAAGCCACCAUGUUUAUGGGUCUCGGGUUCUCCGGAGCCGGCCCCCUCAGUCUCUACGAGCGUCAACUUGGCAAGGUCAACGAAGUCCCGAACGCAGCGGCCUUGGUUUACUCCUUGAAUGACAAGUUGAAAAUGCGAGGAAGUUAUUGGUACACUCGAAAGGAAUCGGCGAACGAAGUGAAGCCGGAGGGAGAAGAAGACGCCAGCAGAGACGAGGAGCGCCUGAGAAGACGCUACAUCGAAGCGUUGAGCCAUUACAAAGAAGCCAAUGGGCGAUUCCCGGACCAUAUUAUUGUCUACAGGACGGGAAGUGUAAGCAUUUUUUUGGUGAAUUUUUUACAUUUUUUUUGUUGAAUUUUUUACAUGAAAAUUCUUUCAGUCCGUCGGAGACUACGUCAAAAUUGUGGACCAUGAAAUUGAACAACUCAAGACCGCACUGAGAGCCGUAGACGCCCAGCGAACCACGUUUACAUUCAUUGUCGCGGCGGAUAAGAGUGGAUUCAAAUACUUCAAAACUGCGGAUCAAUUGAGACCAACGGACAAACCGGCCCAGCAGAACGUCAGAGGAGGAACGAUGCUCUGCAGAGAGUUCACAAGCCCCCGGUUCACGGAAUUCAUUCUGCAGUCGCAUCGACCAAUUCAGGUAAAAAAUGGCAGAUUUUUUUUUUGAUUUUUAAAACAUAUAGGUCACGUACAGUGGGGAACCUGAUCCAGUGGCAAAAAACGUAUCAUUUUGCAUCCAGGAGGUAUCAAAAAUGUGGCAAAAUGCUUCCCUCUCCAAGUGAAAAAACUCCGUUUUGAAGGGCGCGCUUUUGAAAUCGGAGUUUUUUCACUUGGAGAGGGAAGCAUUUUGCCACAUUUUCGAUGCUUCCCGGAUGCAAAAUGACACGUUUUUUGCCACUGGAUCAGGUUCCCCACUGUAUUUUUUGAAAAUCGCUGUAAUUUAAUUGCAACUUUUUCCAGGGCACCGGCCGCACUGUUCGCUACACCGUCCUGGCCGACACCCGCCAACCCCAUCGACUCCCGGCUGAAGUUUUGGCCUCCAUCACCAACAUGGUGGCUUACGCACAUGCGAUUGUCACUUCGCCCGUCAGCACCCCCGCAAUCCUGUAUUCUGCCUGUUCGUUGGCCGAAAGAGCGCAGAAACUUCUGAAGUACGCCGACGAUACGAGGGAUUUGGAUGCGCUGGCUGAACGAAUGAACCCUGGUUUCGAGACAAGGUAUUGGGCUUAGGGCCUAUAAUAAGGGAUUUUUUUUGAUUUUUGUUGUAGAUGUUUCGGUUAUCUCAUUGUACGAUGUUCUCACUAUUUGCUUCUACAAAUUUAUUUUAUUAACAUCACUUUAAUUACCAAGAAUACCUGA
Bursaphelenchus xylophilus (pine wood nematode) is the source of this 9129-nucleotide messenger RNA. The record is from the annotation of a GenBank genome assembly. Lineage: Eukaryota; Metazoa; Nematoda; Chromadorea; Rhabditida; Aphelenchoididae.